AUGAAGGACGUACAGCAAGUGCAGCUCCCUAGGCUCAGCACUUGCACACUUGCCACCGAGCUCAACGAGUGGGAGUCGGAGUUGCACGCCACGCUGCAUCGACUCGCGUCGAUGGUGGCGCAGCUGGAGAGCGAGAGGGACGACGCUGAGUCCUCGGAGGAACGCCCGUACGCUAACCGCAGCCUUCGUACCGAGUCUCGGCGCGCACUCCUUGCGGCCCAUCGUGCUACGCUGUCGCAGCAGGCCACCGUGGCACGCGCUGCGCUGCUCGGGCGUCCUGCAGAGCGGGAGGCGCGCGUGCCCACGGACCGUGCGCACACCACGUCGGACCAGCUGACGACGGCGCUCCAGCGUACCGUUGCGCUCAUGUCGGGCGAGCUCGAAAAGUCGGGCUACUCGGCCCAGCUCCUGGAAGAGUCGUCCGACACGAUCGCACAAGUGUCGCAGCGGUACACAUCUUUUAAUGAGCUACUGCGCAACUCGAUUUCGCUCGUCCGCCAGAUGGAGCGUGCGGAGCUCAUGGAUUUGGGCAUGCUCGUCGGAUCGAUGGCCUUCUUUGCGGCCUGCGUCUUGUAUAUUCUAUACGUCCGCGUCCUGUCCAAGGGACUGUGGGCUCUUGGGCUGACAUGGAAGGCCACAGGGUACGUGGGCUCCGGUGCUUUGGGCGGUGUGUCGUCGCUGGCUGCGAUGGUAUCAUCAGCUGCCCAUCCGACUGUUCAGCCGCCCCAGCCUGUUCGUGAUGCGCUCGAGGACUGGAUGCCUCGGGGGUACCGCGAUGAAGAUGUCGUAUACGAGGAUCCACGUGUUGAGACUCGGUGCGAAUCUGGCCCGGCGGCGACUGGCACAAUCGUGUCGAGCGCCGCACCUAGCUUUGCUACGCAUGAAUCGAGCACUACAACGGACGAGUUUGACACCAUGGCUAAGGCUGACGUGCAGCCUGAGACGGUGGCGGGCGAGCCUACACAGAGCGUGGCACCCUUGCCGGAUUUGCCCGAGCCCACUGCGACGAGCCCUGCGGACGAUGUGCCGUCUGAAGUCGCUUCCUCGAAGAUGCCGACUCUAGCGAUAUUGAAUGACGCGACGAGUAUGGCUGAGCCGACGAGCAAGGCUGAGCCGACGAGCAAGGCUGAGCCGACGAGCAAGGCUGAGCCGANCGAGCACGGCUGA
Messenger RNA from Malassezia sympodialis ATCC 42132, 1167 nucleotides. RefSeq lists its product as uncharacterized. Gene Ontology annotation, biological process: retrograde vesicle-mediated transport, Golgi to endoplasmic reticulum. NCBI's taxonomy places the organism in Eukaryota, Fungi, Basidiomycota, Malasseziomycetes, Malasseziales, Malasseziaceae. The coding region runs from base 1 to 1167 and encodes 388 amino acids. Gene Ontology annotation, cellular component: endoplasmic reticulum; SNARE complex. The transcript has 2 exons. The record is from RefSeq and is a predicted model, not a curated record. Gene Ontology annotation, molecular function: SNAP receptor activity.